This is a messenger RNA of Pristis pectinata (smalltooth sawfish), 744 nucleotides long. RefSeq names its product transcription cofactor vestigial-like protein 2. Lineage: Eukaryota; Metazoa; Chordata; Chondrichthyes; Rhinopristiformes; Pristidae. The transcript has 4 exons. Gene Ontology annotation, biological process: regulation of transcription by RNA polymerase II. Gene Ontology annotation, cellular component: nucleus. Bases 1 to 744 code for a protein of 247 amino acids. The record is from RefSeq and is a predicted model, not a curated record.
AUGGCUAACAUGAGGAGGUGUAAUCUUAAGACUUCUGCCGUUUACUCGCGAGUGCAGGGAGGGUCGAUGGAAGUCAGCGCGCUUCACAGUCCCGCUCCAAGUAAAGAGGAUGCCCUGAGGGAGAAGGAGAGACCUGAGGCGGAGUACAUUAGCUCCAAAUGCGUCUUGUUCACCUAUCUCAACGGGGAUAUUAGCGCUCUGGUAGACGAGCAUUUCACUCGCGCUUUGAGUAACUACAAUCCGGAGAACAGGAGCAACGAAGUUCGGAAAGGGAAGGGCUCCCUGAACCAGCGUAACUUCCCUGCCUCUUUCUGGGACAGUAAUUACCAGGCACCCUCCUCCAGCUCGGCAGCCAGUAGUAGCAGCAUCGGCUCUCCGCACUCGGAGCUCCACCUGCCCUCCACGGAGCCCUAUCCAGCUGUCCUACAUCCUCACCUGGCUCAGCCCCCAGAACACUGGCACUACCCACUGGCCGGACCCCUCAGCCCACAGAGCCCAGCGUACCACCAGCCCAGGACUAUACACGAACUCUACCCCGUCAGCCCCAACCUUGACCCCCGCUACAGCUCCUUGCUGAUGCCCACCCUCCGCUCCAGCAGACUGCAACCAACCGUCAGUGGUCAGGAGUCCACCUCCCCUUGGUCGGGGGUCUUCCCUACGGCUGAAGUGGCACAGACUUUAAACUUGAACGUCGAUGCAGGUCUUCAGAAUCACGACAAAGCCAAGGAUGUGUUCUGGUUUUAG